Saccoglossus kowalevskii is the source of this 995-nucleotide messenger RNA. RefSeq names its product peroxisomal 2,4-dienoyl-CoA reductase [(3E)-enoyl-CoA-producing]-like. Gene Ontology annotation, molecular function: 2,4-dienoyl-CoA reductase (NADPH) activity. The record is from RefSeq and is a predicted model, not a curated record. Gene Ontology annotation, cellular component: peroxisome. Gene Ontology annotation, biological process: fatty acid catabolic process. Lineage: Eukaryota; Metazoa; Hemichordata; Enteropneusta; Harrimaniidae.
AUGGCCGAUAACACGGAUCCAGAUACCGCUUUGAUUGAAAACUAUCAAGGGUUCUUUCGAGAAGACUUACUGAAGAAUAAAGUUGCGAUUAUAACAGGUGGCGCUACAGGAAUAGGAUUUACAAUCGCUGAGGUUUUUAUGAGGCAUCAAUGUGAUACAGUUAUUGCUAGUCGUAAAAUUGACAAGUUAAAAAAGGCUGCAAAGAUUUUAGAAGAUGCUACUGGUAGAAGAUGUCUGACAGUAGUAAUGGAUGUAAGAAAGCCUCAGGAAGUAGUUCAUAUGGUGGAACAAGCACUCAGUCACUUUGGUAAAAUAGAUAUUCUGGUUAACAAUGCAGCUGGUAAUUUCCUAGCACCAGCUAAUAGUUUAUCUUUCAAUGCUUUCAAGACAGUCGUUGACAUUGAUACAUUGGGAACAUUUAAUGCCACUAAAGCUGUGUAUGAUAAGUAUAUGAAGGACCAUGGUGGUGUGAUCCUAAAUAUAAGUGCAACCUUGCAGUAUAAAGGAACUAUAUUUCAAACUCAUGCGGCUUCAGCUAAGGCAGCUAUAGAUGCCAUGACCAGAAGUCUGGCAGUUGAAUGGGGAGGUCAGGGAAUCCGUAUCAACUGCCUUGCUCCAGGACCAAUAGAAAACACUGAAGGGAUCCGAAAACUUGCUGGUCUUGCAUUAACUGACACAAAAGGUCGAUAUAUUCCACUUGGUCGAAUGGGUACGAGGGAGGAGAUUGGAGAAUGUGCUCUGUUUCUCGCUAGUGGCGCAUCCUCAUUUAUCACUGGAACUGUUAUCGUAGUUGAUGGUGGAAGUUGGAUGACAUCAGAGAAUUCUAUGGUUCAAGCUGAGCAAGUACUUGAACAAAUGUCAAAAUCUAGACUUUGAUAAUGUAAUGGAUUACGAGAGUCUUGUAGCCAGUAUGGUUAAUGAUUUUGAUAAACCAUCCAGCCACAUGCAUUAAUGAAGUGUACAGUCAAGUCUUUGAUUUCACUACAUUACAUCUU